CUCAAAUAGGCUCGGGAUCGAAAUUCGUAUUUCAAGAAAAUUGACAAACAACGUGAUUCGCAAUAUAGCAAUAUUUCAAAAGUAAAAUCUGAUAAUGGCAAAAGUUGUAGCCUCCAGAUUUGCUCUCUUAAAAGUGGAAGGAGAAGAUGACAAUAAGAAAGACCAGGCUGCACAGAAAUCGAACAAUGCGCAGACCAAUAAGAAAAAGAACAAAAAGAAGAAAGGAGGCCAAGACGAAGAAUUGAGAAAUUUGGCAUUUUGUCGGCCCACUUCAUCUGGGCAACAGAAAUCUAACAAGAAAAAGACACCUGAAUGUCGAUCAGAGCAGGACUGGGAAAAAUGGCAGGAAACGGACAAACAGUUGACAACAGAUGCAUAUGAAAAGGAUCUACAAGAAGCUUUGUUGCAAAGUAAAUUAGAGUUUGAAAAAUCUAAACAGGGAAAUAAAGUAUCACACGAAGCAGUUGUCCCAGAACCACAGACACAUGGCAAAGAGGACAAGAAGAAGAGAAAACACAAAGACAAGCCAGCGACCAUGAGUCUGGAUCAGUUCAAUCAAAUGAAUGCGGAGAAACCCAAAGUCUUCUCUGAAGAACUAGAGGAAGUUCCUAGUCCAGUGGUAGGCCAGACUAACGGAGCGGAGACUGAUCCCCGGUUCUUCUCCCACCUCAGUGACAGCGUCCAGAAGAUUAUACAGAAGGAGAAGAUUCAGGAAGAGUAUCAAAAGCACUUUGCAGUGGAAAGUGUUGUCUCAGCCAAACACCACAAAGAAAUAGAGAUGAAGGAUAAAGAAAUUGAAUUUCUGAGAACAUCUGUGAAGAAAUUAGAGGAGGAGUACAAACAAGUCAAAAAGAGAAAUAAACAGCUGUGUGUAAUCCUAGCUCAGGGAGAAAUGAAAGACAAGGCGGAGGUUCUAAUGCAGGUUGACCAACUCACUCAGGUCAAGGACGAACUCACAGAACAGGUAUCAGAAUUAACGGCCGAUUUGGAAAAGGAAAGGUCAAAGGUUCACAGUCUAAAGUCAGAGCUUGAUAAGAUAAAGGGAGGCAAGCAUGGUGGGAAAUAAGCAAUACAAUGUACACCAAGCAUGGUGUAAUAGGGACUACUAAAGGGCCAUUCUUUCAUUUGAAUUUGUCUCCAGUUAACACAAAGCAUGACAUACCAACAAACAAUUUCUCUCCAGUGAAUGAUGAGAACAACAUUGUCAAGCAUGUUGUAAUGGACAGCUGUGUUGUGAGAUGUAUCAUGGACAACGUUAUAUUUUAUAUUUUUCAUUAAAUUGUUUUUCUUAAAA
This is a messenger RNA of Ostrea edulis (European flat oyster), 1294 nucleotides long. Its product is annotated as G kinase-anchoring protein 1-like. NCBI's taxonomy places the organism in Eukaryota, Metazoa, Mollusca, Bivalvia, Ostreida, Ostreidae. Gene Ontology annotation, biological process: signal transduction. The record is from RefSeq and is a predicted model, not a curated record. The coding region runs from base 95 to 1066 and encodes 323 amino acids. Gene Ontology annotation, cellular component: Golgi apparatus. The transcript is spliced from 10 exons.